Molecule: messenger RNA, 2531 nt
Organism: Condylura cristata (star-nosed mole)
Lineage: Eukaryota; Metazoa; Chordata; Mammalia; Eulipotyphla; Talpidae
Gene: RELA
Product: v-rel avian reticuloendotheliosis viral oncogene homolog A
Exons: 11
Coding region: 1-1779 (592 amino acids)
Biological process (GO): regulation of transcription by RNA polymerase II; non-canonical NF-kappaB signal transduction; cellular response to stress
Cellular component (GO): cytoplasm
Molecular function (GO): RNA polymerase II cis-regulatory region sequence-specific DNA binding; DNA-binding transcription factor activity, RNA polymerase II-specific
Source: RefSeq, a predicted model, not a curated record
AUGGUCGUGUUAAACAAAAUUAUAAUCCAUCUGUUCGGUUGGGCUGAUCAGCCCCCUCGCCGCCCCCGCAGAAGUUUCCCUGGCAAGGCUGAGAAGUGGGCUUGUGCUGACCCUUCUCUCCCUCUCUUUGCAGACCUGUUCCCCCUCAUCUUCUCCGAGCCCACUGCAGCCACUGGCCCCUAUGUCGAGAUCAUCGAGCAGCCCAAGCAGCGGGGCAUGCGCUUUCGCUACAAGUGUGAGGGCCGCUCAGCGGGCAGUAUCCCCGGCGAGAGGAGCACAGACACCACCAAGACCCACCCCACCAUCAAGAUCAAUGGCUACACGGGGCCAGGGACAGUUCGCAUCUCUCUGGUCACCAAGGACCCCCCUCACCGGCCUCACCCCCAUGAGCUGGUGGGGAAGGACUGCCGGGACGGCUUCUACGAGGCUGAGCUCUGCCCAGACCGCUGCAUCCACAGUUUCCAGAAUCUGGGGAUCCAGUGUGUGAAGAAGCGGGACCUGGAACAGGCCAUCAAUCAGCGCAUCCAGACCAACAACAAUCCCUUUCAAGUUCCCAUUGAAGAGCAGCGAGGGGACUAUGACCUGAAUGCCGUGCGGCUCUGCUUCCAGGUGACAGUGCGGGACCCCACAGGCAGGCCUCUCCGCCUGUCGCCGGUCCUCUCUCAUCCCAUCUUUGAUAACCGUGCCCCCAACACUGCUGAGCUCAAGAUUUGCCGAGUGAACCGAAACUCGGGGAGCUGCGCUGGGGGGGAUGAGAUCUUCCUGCUGUGUGACAAGGUGCAAAAAGAGGACAUUGAGGUGUAUUUCACCGGACCAGGCUGGGAGGCCCGAGGCUUCUUUUCACAAGCUGAUGUGCACCGACAAGUGGCCAUUGUGUUCCGGACGCCCCCCUACAUGAACCCCAGGCUGCAGGCUCCCGUGCGCGUCUCCAUGCAGCUGCGGCGGCCGUCCGAUCGGGAGCUCAGCGAGCCCAUGGAAUUCCAGUACUUGCCAGACACAGAUGAUCGUCACCAGAUUGAGGAAAAACGCAAGAGGACAUACGAGACCUUUAAGAGCAUCAUGAAAAAGAGUCCUUUCACGGGACCCACGGACCCCCGGACUCCACCCCGGCGCAUCGCUGUGCCUUCCCGGAGCGCACCGUCUGCCCCCAAGCCAGCUCCCCAGCCCUAUUCUUUCACGUCAUCCCUCAGCACCAUCAACUUUGAGGAGUUUUCCCCCAUGGUCUAUACGUCUGGGCCGAUUGCAGGCCAGCCUUCGGCCCUGGCACCAGCCACUACCCCUGUCCUGUCCCAGGCCCCACCUCCUUCCCCAGCCAUGGUGCCAGCUCUGCCCCAGGCCCCAGCCCCUGUCCCAGUCCUAGCCCCAGGCCUUCCUCAGGCUGUGGCCCCGCCUGCCCCCAAGGCCUCCCUGGCUGGGGAGGGGACGCUGACAGAGGCCCUGCUGCACCUGCAGUUUGAUGGGGAGGAAGACCUGGGGUCCCUCCUCGGCAGCAGCACCGACCCAGCUGUGUACUCGGACCUGGCCUCUGUUGACAACUCUGAGUUUCAGCAGCUGCUGAACCAGGGGGUGUCUAUGGCCCCCACCACAGCUGAGCCCAUGCUGAUGGAAUACCCCGAGUCUAUAACUCGCCUGGUAACAGGGUCCCAGAGGCCCCCUGAUCCUGCCCCCACUGCCCUGGAGGCCUCUGGGCUCCCCAACGGGCUCCUCUCUGGGGAUGAAGUUUUCUCCUCCAUGACGGAUGUGGACUUCUCGGCCCUUCUGAGUCAGAUCAGCUCUUAAGGGGGUGACGCCUGCCGAGCACGGAGUGGUGGUUGCAGGGGAUUGGUGCCCUCCCAAAGCGAGCACUUAAAGAUUCUGGGGGGUAUGUUCCAGCUGUCUCCAAAUUCUUUGGGUGAUGUCUUCUUGGGGCGGGGGGAGGGUGCAUUUUACUUUCCUUGGCAGUAUGUAACCUUUUGGAGGUGCUUAAGCAGAAGCAUUAACUUCUCUGGCAAGGGGGGAGCUGGGGAGACUCAAACUCAUUCUUCCCCUUUCCUGAUCUUCAGCUCCUUUCAGUGGGAAUUCUGGGGACCCCGAUCCCUACCCUCCGGCUUCUACACUCUCUUAGAGAGUGGGUGGGCUGGAGCUGUGGCCUUUGAGGCCUCAAAGCCUUAUUACCAAGCGUCUUCCUUGAAUCAUGGAUUCAUUUACACCUUGAGCCAAAAUCGCCUCUUCCAGCUCCUCGGCACCAGUGUGGUCCGGUGCCCACACCAGCACCCGAGGGCCUGGCCUUCCUGCCUGCACAGGCCUCUGCCAGCUCUUCCCUUGUUUAGCUGUGAUGGGGGAAACUGGAGGAGCAGUACCAGCCCCAGCCAGGACCCGGGGAUUUUGGAGAUGUCUCUGUUCCCUCUUUUCUCAAGUGCCUUAAUAGUAGGGAGAGCUUUGGGGAGGGCAGGCUGGCACUCUCCAGUCAAGCGGCAGUUUUUACUGAAGAAUCGAAGCAUUUGGGCUCUCGCUGUUUCUACUCUGAACUAAUAAAUUUGUUGCCAAGCUGA